CAGAUUAGAUUUCAGAAAGAGAUUGAGAAGUUGGAGAAGGAGAACAGGGAGCUUAAGAAGAGUCUCCUGCUUAAAGAGAAAGAUGGAUUGCACAAGAAAAAGAUUAAACGCUCUCUGAUAGACAUGUACUCUGAAGUCUUGGACUCCCUAUCCGAUUACGACAUGACGUAUAACGUCCAAGACCAACUUCCUCGCGUCGUCGUCAUCGGGGAUCAGAGUGCCGGCAAGACCAGUGUCCUGGAGAUGAUCGUUCAGGCGCGCAUAUUUCCUAGAGGUUCUGGGGAGAUGAUGACGAAAUCACCGGUGCAAGUGACAAUGAGUGAGGGUCCUUAUCACGUGGCCAGGUUGAAGGAUGACGCCAAAGAGUACGACCUCACUAAGGAGUCUGAUUUGGACAGUUUAAGAAGAGAGAUAGAGAGAAGGAUGAAGAGUAGUCUCCGCAAAGAUCAAACUGUCAGUCAAGAGACUGUAUCUCUCAGUGUGAAAGGACCUGGCCUGCAAAGAAUGGUGCUCGUCGAUUUGCCAGGAGUUAUUAGUACCGUUACUACUGACAUGGCAGAUGACACAAGAGAACAGAUAAAGAAGAUGUGCCAGCACCACAUGUCCAACCCUAACUCCAUCAUCCUAUGCAUACAAGACGGCUCACUUGACGCGGAACGAAGCAACGUGACAGAUCUUGUCAGUAGUAUGGACCCCAGUGGCAGGCGAACCAUCUUCGUGCUGACCAAGGUUGACCUGGCCGAGUCCAUGCUACAUAAUCCAGAUCGAAUUAGAAAGAUUUUAGAAGGGAAAUUAUUUCCAAUGAAAGCCAUGGGCUACUUCGCUGUCGUCACCGGGAAAGGCAACUCAAAUGAUUCAAUCCAGAAAAUAAAAGACUACGAAGAAAGAUUUUUCAAACAAUCCAAACUCUUCAAAGGGGGCGUUUUACGGGCCCACCAAAUGGGCACAAUGAACUUGUGCCUCGCUGUUUCUCAGUGCUUCUGGCAGAUGGUCAGACAAUCUGUUGAACAGCAGGCCGAUGCCUUCAAAGCCACUAAAUUCAACCUGGAAACUGAAUGGAAAAACACGUAUCCCAAAUUUCGAGAGAUGGAUAGGGAAGAAUUGUAUGAAAAAGCAAGAGGAGACAUACUGGACGAAGUUGUCAACCUCAGUAACAUAUCAGCCAUGAAAUGGGAAGAAGUGAUAGCGGAAAAUCUCUGGAGCGAAGUUUCCACUCAUUUCUUUGAAAAUAUCUACCUACCAGCGGCUCACGCUGAGAAUGCUGGUAUCUUUAACACGGCCAUUGACAUCAAGUUGAAACAGUGGGCUGAUAAGAUCUUGCCGAAGAAAUCUAUUGAUGUCGCCAGAGAAACAUUAUUAGAAGAAUUUCUAAACUUACUGACGUCGUCAUCAGCAGCAGCAACAGCAGUAGCAGCGUCAAAUGAUAAUGACGUAUUUCAUGAUCUGAAGAAAGAGAUAGUUGAGGAGUUGAAGAAACGUUUGAAAUGGGACCAGCAAGCUAUUAACAGCCUUAGAGUCAUACAGAUGAACACGUUGGAAGAUCGUUCGGUGCACAACAGACAACAAUGGGAUGAUGCCAUUGUAUUCAUGAGGAAAGUUCUUCUCAAUAAAAAAUCUCAAGGCGAGCACGUGAUGCGAGACAUGCUAGGACCAUCGUUUUGGCAGAAGUACAUGUACUGGAUGUCUCGAUCGGAGGAACAGUCCCUCAGAAGAUCCGUGAAGAAUGAGUUGGAUAAGAUGCUACUCGGUGGAAAUUUGAUGCACAGUUCAAAGCUCGGAAAGGAUGAGUUAAUUGCAGUUAGGAAGAACCUUGAAGCCCAAUCAAUCGACGUCCAAGAUGAUUUUAUAGAGAAAACGUGGCAUAUAAUGUACAGGCAGCACUUUCUCGCCAGGAGACUCAUCACAGCAGCAAACUGCCAGAAGGGCUUCUAUUAUUAUCAGCAGGGUUUUCAAGAUAAUUCGGUCGACUGCAGUGACGUUGUGUUGUUCUGGAGGGUGGAAAGGAUGCUUCAGGCUACCAGCAAAGCUCUGAGACAGCAAAUUAUGAAUAACGAAACCAGAAGAUUGGAGCAAGAUGUGAAGCAAGUGCUGGACGAGAUAUACGAUGAUAAAGCCAAAAUGAAGCAGCUACUAAAAGGCAAGCGAGUUGAACUCGCUGAUGAAAUAAAAAAAGUCCGACACGUACUAGAGCUUCUAGAGGAAUUUGUUCAAGAACUUAAUAAAGAAAAGACAUAA
Messenger RNA from Helobdella robusta, 2235 nucleotides. RefSeq lists its product as hypothetical. Gene Ontology annotation, molecular function: GTPase activity; GTP binding; microtubule binding. The transcript is spliced from 22 exons. NCBI's taxonomy places the organism in Eukaryota, Metazoa, Annelida, Clitellata, Rhynchobdellida, Glossiphoniidae. Gene Ontology annotation, cellular component: mitochondrial membrane; cytoplasm; microtubule. The annotation marks the transcript as partial. The record is from RefSeq and is a predicted model, not a curated record. Gene Ontology annotation, biological process: mitochondrial fusion.